AUGGAUACCGAAAGCAAACGUGCACAUCAGGCGAAGCAAAUUGAAACCAUACACAGUUAUGUGACUCGGUGGAUGAUAAAGGAAUGCAAAGUUGACGCGUGUGUUGACUGUUUCCUACGACGCCUAAGUGAAAUACGAAAGCCGGUCCCCGGCUUUCACGGGCCCGACCUCCUAGAUUUCAACUCAUUUGAGGGCGAAGAGGCACACAAGCUGGAGAUGAUAGUGCAGGAGCUGCGCACUAACUUUAACAACUUACUUAUUCAUUAUCCAGAGCAUGAAGGUAGUCUUCUGGCCAAUGAGAGGGUCUUGAGACAUCUGAAAGGCAGACUGAAUUUCCUGUUGCAGCAUAUGUCAAUGCUAUCAAGAGAUACGCCACCCGAGAAGAAAGACAAAGAAUUCAUUCAGGCCAUGCAAGAUGUGCUCUUGUCGAGUCGUAUCCGACAGCUGGAAGAUUAUCUCCAGACAGAUCAACCUGAAUCGUCUGCCUUGCAAGAAGGUUCAUUGGAAGAGACAUGCCGCCAGUUACGGGACUCCUUUCAAGGGGAAGCGGCUUCAGCAUCUUUCGUAUGUGGAGGUGAGAUACCACUGGGCACUGCCACAUCGCUCUCUGCGCCUCCACCAGUGCAGCUUGUAUGGUGGGCUGGGGAGCAGCCGGCGGGAGACCGACGACUCAUCCUUCCCCUCGAUGAUGCUACCCCCGAGAGUAGUCUCGAGAGGCUUCGACAUCUUGUCGCAGACUGUGAGCCUGCAUCAUUUGGUAGGGGACAGGAAGAUGUUCUCGAUCCUGCGUACCGCAAUGCAGGAAAACUUGAUCCCACCCAGUUUCUCACAAACUUCCACCCUGCCGACUUCGGCAUCAUCGAGAGUGUGGAGAAGAUCCUCCUCCCCAACGUUGGCACAAACAUCAAGGACCUUGUGCACUGCCGUAAACUCACAUGGGAGCUUUACAAGUUGAAUGUCUAUUCUGGGCCAUCGGGAAUCUUCCAGAAACACGUCGACACACCCCGGGCGGAAAAUCAAAUUGCAUCUCUUGUCGUUUGUCUCCCAUCCCCGUUCAAGGGUGGGCAAUUGUCUGUCCGGCACAACAACCGAGAAGUCGAAUUCGAUUGGAGCUCCCGGAGUUCCUCUUCCAUCCAGUGGGCGGCUUUCUACACUGACUGCGAGCACGAGAUCAAACAGAUCACCGAGGGAGAGCGCAUAACAUUGACAUACAAUAUUUAUGCGACAGACGCAUCUGGAGAUAGUAAUGUAUCACCAAAUAACAACGCUAUCAAUCCCGAAACACUGGCACCGUAUAGAUUUCUACGAAAUCUCAUCCAACAACCUAGUUUUAUGAAAGAAGGCGGAGUUAUAGGUUUCUACAGUUCCCAUGCCUAUCCACACGCAUCAGAAGUCGCCAAGACACAGUUACCCAGUGCCCUGAAAGGCUCUGACAUUAUCCUGUACUCCAUCUUCAAAUCACUCGGGAUGAAUGUGGACGUUCUGCCUAUUCUUGACGUUGACCCCAUCCACGAGUCCCAUUAUUAUGAUGCCUUGAUAGAUACUGAGUACCAAGACGUCGCGCGCCAGUGGAAAGUACUAUUCGUAUCUCGUCGAGUCAAGGGGAUGGACCAUUUAGCGGAUUACGCCCGAGCCUGUGGCUAUCCCCUCUGCAAGGGGGAUCCGUACGCGACGGUCAGGGAAAUAAUUGGCACGGAGCGCCAUGCCUAUCGCGCCACAGAUCUCUCGCAGGAAUACGGCAUGACCAUGGAAGAAGUCAUGUCCGAUUGGUCCUCCAGCUACGUAGCAGGUGUUACUUGGAUCAAUGAGCCCGCUCAUCGCGAAAUGGCGCUCAGCUACAUAGCGUAUGGAAACGAGGCUUCCAUUGAUACCAUGUACUCAUCUGCUGCUAUCUUGGUGAUCAUUCCACCCUACGAAGAGCGUCAGGCUUUGUUGUCGGAACGGACGUAG
Messenger RNA from Aspergillus candidus, 1950 nucleotides. RefSeq names its product 2OG-Fe(II) oxygenase. The coding region runs from base 1 to 1950 and encodes 649 amino acids. The transcript has 7 exons. Lineage: Eukaryota; Fungi; Ascomycota; Eurotiomycetes; Eurotiales; Aspergillaceae. The record is from RefSeq and is a predicted model, not a curated record.